AUGACCACAGAACAUGUUAAGCACGAAGUUGAGCAUGUCCACAGCUUGAAGUCACAGUUCACCAGCAACAAGAGGAUAAAGAGAUUCGACAAUCGGCUGGACACACUCUGGGACACGCUGAAAGGAUUGGCAUGGUCCUAUGACACCAUUCAGAUCUCACACAGACGUGUCGCCAAUCAGUUCAGAGAGUUGCAUGAGUAUCUCAUGAUGGAGGAGCAAAAGCUCAAGAAGGAACUCGAUGAUGAGCUUGACAAGACCACAACAUCAAUCAACAACAUCAUCAAUGAGAUUGCCAUUAUCACUGCACACGUCACCUACAACAAUGUGAACGACUCUUAUCACAAUGUUGAAGAUGGCGAUGGAGUUGAAAUCAUGAGUCAGUUAGUUCGAUCAAUUCAAACAUCCAAGUCAAUGGAUCAAUUCAUCGACAAGCAGUUCAAGUCAUGCGACGAUGAUGUCACGAUUGGUGAUGAUCAACUGUUGGACAUUGUUCGAAGAGCAUCACAAGCCACACAGGCUGUUCAUGUUGUCACAAUGUAUUCAUUGGACACUGGUGAGUGGACUGUGAUCGAUGACAAGUGCACACCAAGAGAGCGCAUAUUCAGAUCUGUUGUAUAUGCACGAGACAGUGUCUAUGUGUUUGGAGGCACAGGAUCAGCCAACACAUACUCUCGCUUCUCACUCAUCGAUCAAAAGUGGCACAAUGACCUUGAGAUCAUCGGUGUCGAUGGUGGUGAAAGCAUAUCAACAUGCUACGAUGGUGACAAGCUCAUCUACUUGGUCGGUGGAUUCCACAAUGACAAACUAUUGGAUCGAAUUGAUUGCUUCAACAUUGACACUCAACAAUUCUCAUCAGUUGGAAGAUUGAAUGUGCCAACCAGAGCAUCACACUCAUUCUUCGACAACAAAAUGAUCGUUGUCAUUGGUGGCAAUGUUGAUGUCGAGUGUAAAGUUUCACUCACAGACAUCUUGUCAUUCAACAUUGACACCAAGAAAUGUUACGUGUUCCUCAAGACUGAAUUCCAUCCAGAUGAAGAACUUACUUCAUGUUAUGAUGACUAUGAUCAUGUGUUCAUAAUGGGAGAUAAAUCCUCUAUCUUGGUAGACUUGUCCAACAAGAAUUCAACUCAAAGAAUAAGAAUGAACUCAUCAGGAUUACCAUGUGUUUAUACACAAUCACAAGGAAUUGUUGCUCUUGGUGGUAACGGAGAAAAUCAAAGAUUCUCAGAGAUGCAAUGCAAAUGGAUACAACACGAAGACAAUGACCCUGUCAAGUCAAGGGCAUCCUUUGGAACUUGUCUUAUUUAUCAU
This is a messenger RNA of Acytostelium subglobosum LB1, 1311 nucleotides long. RefSeq lists its product as hypothetical. The annotation marks the transcript as partial. NCBI's taxonomy places the organism in Eukaryota, Evosea, Eumycetozoa, Acytosteliales, Acytosteliaceae. Gene Ontology annotation, molecular function: protein binding. The record is from RefSeq and is a predicted model, not a curated record. The transcript is spliced from 2 exons.